Molecule: messenger RNA, 605 nt
Organism: Staurois parvus
Lineage: Eukaryota; Metazoa; Chordata; Amphibia; Anura; Ranidae
Source: the annotation of a GenBank genome assembly
GACCCCGCAUUCACUAUAUCUGGUCUCCCCGGACCCCGCAUUCACUAUAUCCGCUCUCCCCGGACCCCGCAUUCACUAUGUCUGGUCUCCCCGGACCCCGCAUUCACUAUAUCCGCUCUCCCCGGACCCUGCAUUCACUAUAUCCGCUCUCCCCCGGACCCCGCAUUCACUAUAUCCGCUCUCCCCGGACCCGGCAUUCACUAUAUCCGCUCUCCCCGGACCCCGCAUUCACUAUAUCCGCUCUCCCCGGACCCUGCAUUCACUAUAUCCGCUCUCCCCGGACCCCGCAUUCACUAUAUCCGCUCUCCCCGGACCCUGCAUUCACUAUAUCUGCUCUCCCCGGACCCCGCAUUUACUAUAUCCGCUCACCCAGGACCCCGCAUUCACUAUAUCUGCUCUCCCCGGACCCCGCAUUCACUAUAUCCACUCUCCCCGGACCCCGCAUUCACUAUAUCCGCUCUCCCCGGACCCCGCAUUCACUAUAUCCGCUCUCCCCGGACCCUGCAUUCACUAUAUCCGCUCUCCCCGGACCCCGCAUUCACUAUAUCCGGUCUGCCCGGACCCUGCAUUCACUAUAUCUGGUCUCCCCGGACCCUGCAUUCUCU